AUGCCUAUAGUCUUCCUAUACAACGACAGUAAGUAUCCUUUCAUAUUGUGCACAGCACCCCCAGCCAUUUUACUUUCUGCACCAGUUGUGAGAGUAGAAGGAAGAGGGAUGACUUUCAAAGAGGUCUCACGAAAGUCCUCCAGCCCACGAAGCUGCCUCGAGUUGGCACUGGAGGCGGAGCGGGUGUGCAAGACGACACGCGACUAUCAGACGGCCAUCCGCCUUUUCCGCCAGGCCCUUGCCGUAGGUACUGAUGACAUUACCGUCCUCUCCGCCAUAUACAGCCAACUGGGUAACGCCUACUUCUACGAACACGACUUUCUUCACGCCCUCGAGUUUCAUCGGUGGGAUCUCUCCCUCUCUCGAGUAAUCAGGGUUGGGUUGACGAAGCAUUCAUCGAACAUCUACCAACGAGUUGCAUCGAUGUGA
Echinococcus granulosus is the source of this 429-nucleotide messenger RNA. RefSeq names its product G-protein-signaling modulator 2. Lineage: Eukaryota; Metazoa; Platyhelminthes; Cestoda; Cyclophyllidea; Taeniidae. The transcript has 4 exons. The coding region runs from base 1 to 429 and encodes 142 amino acids. The record is from RefSeq and is a predicted model, not a curated record. Gene Ontology annotation, molecular function: protein binding.